UCAUCUCUUUCAAACAUCCAUAUAUCAUAUCCCAAGAGGAUGGCUCCUAAGCUGCAUAUAACCGUCUCUGAUGGCUCAUCUUACCCUCCUACACGCUCUAUCCAGGUCAACACUGCCAAGUCCACUCACAUCAAGACGCCAGGCUUCGAGGGCGAGGUGAGAGUCUGGAUCAAAGGGUUCAACGGAGACGAAGGGGAUGAUGAGGAGCUAUACUUUGGUCAUUACAAAGAGCGAGGAGAGAAGAGGGACUUGACGUAUGCGAUCAGUAUACGGGGCACAUUCAAUGAAGAUCUGAACGGGGAUGACUUACUCUUUGGCAAUGUCUUUGAGAGGCCAAUCAAGGAUCACUUACCAUGGGGUACGAGCGUCGCUAUGCGGUUCACAUCAUACAUCGACCCUACGCUCAUCCACGAUGUAUACGCUGAUAAACCAUGGGCCAUGUCACCCGUCUUAUCCUGCAUGUCUGUCCUGUCUCUCUCAUCAGGCGGCGGACAGCAGAGCUCCAAAAAUCAGGAUGUGGUCCUCCAUGAAGAUUCUUGGAAGUAUUUCCAAUCGCACGAUGAAGAGUUUGCCGAGAAGGAGGAGGAUAAACCUCAAGAUCGAUUAGAGAGACAGAAAUGGUUCAGCUCGCAGGAGAGAAGAGAGCGGAUCGUCUUGACAAAGGGUACAGAAGUCGGCAUGGAGUUUUCUAACGGCCUCGUUGACUUCUCCAAACUCUCGCUCAACCUCCCACAUCCCAUCAGUAUGCAGAUCCCCCUAUUGCAAUAUUGGGACGGUCAACCUGUCAUUUACGUCUGUCGUAAACGUACGCCGUCAGGGAAGAGUCCCGUCAGCUCAGAAGGCAUGUUGUUCAGCAUCAGUUUUGAGAUUGUGGAUGAAGAGGCGAUUGAGAAUCUUGAAGCAAAGGGCGGGUCCGUGCUUGCCGUGAAGGACAUAGGUAAGCAAGCGACGGGUAAGAAGGACGAUGAGGAUGAUAAGGAGGAGGAGGAGGAGGAGGAAGGCGAAUUUCACGACGCCGAAGGGAUCUCUGAUGAUGUAGAUUAGACGACGGAAUAGAAGGCAAACUAUGCA
Kockovaella imperatae is the source of this 1071-nucleotide messenger RNA. RefSeq lists its product as hypothetical. Bases 40 to 1044 code for a protein of 334 amino acids. Lineage: Eukaryota; Fungi; Basidiomycota; Tremellomycetes; Tremellales; Cuniculitremaceae. The transcript is spliced from 4 exons. The record is from RefSeq and is a predicted model, not a curated record.